UAUUGACGUAUCAUGUCACGCCUACUCACGAUACAAGUGGUACUUGACUGACUGUCGUCGCCAUCGAAACAGGAAGUAUUUGCAGCACUUAAAACGGACCAGAUUAUUCUAAAAGCCUCAGUUACGAGACGUACAAUGAGCAGAGGAGAGUCAAGACAUGUUCCUAUCUUGCAAGCCAGAGCCCAGAGACACUCUGCAACAACAGACUUAAUUUAUUAGUGUACAGUCGUCAUUUAUUGCAAUCUUAAGCCAAGGAGUCUACAAAGUUUGAUGCAGUAUGAUUAAUCGACUACAGAAUUCAUGAUCGAUUAUAGAUAUUGUGGAUUUUUCCACAUAGUGAUUCAGUUUCCAACUUUUGUCUUUGCCAGCUAGAUACUAACAAAUUCAGCAGCAGAAUUUUCCUGGUGAUUAAAUCCUGAAGAUAAACAUCUGAUGAUGGAUUCCACAGAGGACGAGCGGAUGUCAGUGCUUCUGUCAAAAUACCUAGAAUUGGCUUACACAGGGACACAGGAAGUGGUAGAUAUCAAAAGAAAGGCAUAUCUUUCAAAGAGGCAUUUUGAAAGUUAUGAAUUAUUUUCUAUCUUUCGAGCUGGAAGUACUGCAGAGGGACUUAAUAUAUUGGGUUCAGAUGUAGACAUAAUGUUCAUUAUGAAGGAUGUUAUAGUUAUGUACCCUGAUCAGUGUAUUCCUCCAAAUAUGGCACACAAAACAAUUCUGUACGCAAGAGCAGCAGAUUGCCGCCCUGGCUAUGUCCUCCUACAGCUUCCUCUGUUACAAAAGAGAUGUUACUCAAGGUUGUUAACUAAUGCACUAGUUAGAAUUGAGGAUUCAAUGUUUGUUUCCAGUGAUAUCUUCAGAGAGCAAUUUGUCAGUGGCAUUGGUAAACACACAGGGGUGAAAGUGGAAUCAAAUGGACCAGCCUGUACAAAAGAUACGACAGGUGAACAACAAGACAUUGUUUUUUGUUUUCCAUGUCAUGGUUGGCCAAAGGAAGCUAAUGAAUGGAUUAUACGUACACGUCCGUAUGGAUGGCCACAUCAAACCUUGAUAGACAAUAUUGUACACCAUGGAUGUCAUCUUGUCCCAGUUGGAGACAAGUGUUCUGAGAACACUUUUCUCAAAUGGAGAAUUUCAUUUGCAACAGCAGAGAGAUCUUUAGUUCACUCCUUUAGUCACAUCCAACUCAAAGUUUAUGCUUUGCUGAAAUAUUUUUUGAAACAAAUUAAAGGAAUAUUAAAAGAAACCAUUGGGGAUGAUAUCUUGUGCUCCUAUUUCUUAAAGACAAUCCUUUUUCAUGCCAUUGAGAAUUCCAACCAACUGUUCUGGCAAGAGAAAAACUUAUUUUAUUGUUUUUGGUUUUGCUUCAAAAUACUAAUUGCUUUGGUCAAGGCAGGUUUCUGUCCCAAUUACUUCAUCCCAGCCAACAACUUAUUCAAGAGGAAAGUCCAUGGACAACAUCAGCAAAUUCUGUUAGAUGUUUUGAGCAACUACCAUCAGAUGAAAUGGAAGUGUCUUUCGGUAGGAAACUUCUUUAAACCUAUAUGGGAACAACUGUGUAAUCCUUCAGUACAAGCUCAACUUGUGAGUCCCAUGACUACACAGGACAUUGUGUUCAAUCAAGAUGAACUAUUCCUUCAUUGUAUACAAGAAAUUGAUGUUGCCAUCUAUGCAGCUUCCUUGUGUAUACUUAGGUCCGUCAGGAAGGCAAUUAAUUCAUUUUCGACAUCACAGUCAGAAUCAGAUGAACUUUUCACAUUCACUUAUGCUAUGAAAUACCUACAAAAUCUUGCAGAACAGCAGGUUUAUCCGGAGCACAAGGUUGCUACAGACAACAAGACCAGGUACAGAAGUCUGAGGAAAUGUAAACGCUGGAUGAUUCCCAGAGCCUCCAUGGGAACUGAACUGCUACGUUUGGCAACCUUUCAUUUUUUGACUGGAAAUUACUUUAAACCUCUGGAAAUGUGCAAACAAGUGAUUAAACUAGCAUCAUAUUACUGCUAUCCCAAACCUGUACAUCCAGAACUUAAGGCAAUGUACUGUAACAGCCAUGAAUAUCAUCGAUUUGAACGGAUUGACAGGCUGAAGAAAAUGCAUAUAUACUUAUUGAUAUUUUCAAAGAAAGACUUGUAUCUUCCUCAUCUCUGUCAGGAAAUGUUAAGAACACAAAGAUGCGUGUUUAUCCCACCACUACCCUAUGCAUUGUUCCUGUCCUUCCUCUGCUGUCAUGAUCUUGGAGAUACUACAGGGCGUGAUGAAGCAUUAAGGCUCCUCAUAGUGGUCCAGACUGAUGAUGAACAAGGAGGACACAUAUACUGGACAGUCCACACCCUCCUGGGGAUCUGUUACCAGACACUCGGGGACAAUCACAGGGCCAUCAGGGCUUACUGGGAUUCAGCAAAAUCACAGGCUGAAUAUCAAGUGUGGAAUCCUGCCAUCGAGAGGAUAGCAGUGGUGUAUCUAUGUAUGUAUGUCUCAUAGAGGUCUGAUAGAGGAUAGCUGUGGUGUAUCUAUGUAUGUAUGUAUCACAGAGGUCUGAUAGAGGAUAGCUGUGGUGUAUCUAUGUAUGUAUGUCUCACAGAGGUCUGAUAGAGGAUAGCUGUGGUGUAUCUUUGUGUGUAUGUCUCACAGAGGUCUGAUAGAGUAUAGCUGUGGUGUAUCUAUGUAUGUAUGUCUCACAGAGAUCUGAUAGAGGAUAGCUGUGGUGUAUCUAUGUAUGUAUGUCUCACUGAGGUCUGACACAGGAUAGCUGUGGUGUAUCUAUGUAUGUAUGUCUCACAGAGGUCUGAUCGAGGACAGCUGUGGUGUAUCUAUGUAUGUAAGUCUCACAGAGAUCAGAUAAGGGACAGUUACCCUGACCUAAGAAACAUUUUGAACCCAUAUUGAACAAACUAUAUAUCAAAGAGUAUUGUCAUGUCAAAUUUCAAAAAAAGAUUAGUCUUUGAUUUCGAGAUAACAACCAUAUAACCCAUUUGGACUAUUUAUAGUAACAGUGACCUUGACCUUAACCUAAGAAAGUAUUUAAACCCCUAUUACACAUGUACAUAUCAAACUGCUUUACCGUGUCAAAUUUCAGAAAGAUUGGUCAUUUGAAUUCUGGAAACUAAAGUGAGGAUGAACAGACAGUUAGACACAGUGAUUUCUAUAGGGCAUCCGCAUCGUAUGCAGGCCAAGCCUUAAUAAUAUUUUCAUUCAAGUACUUAAUUAGACAUAUGAUACAGGUUUUCAGCUGCUAAGGAAUCUCUGCUUUAUAAUCUAUAUGUAUCAGAUUAUACUGCUGCAGAAUUUCAGUUGCCACAGAAUCCUUGCUGUAAAAUACAGUGGAAUUUUAGCACAGUUAGGAUGGGUAAUGGGAUAUCUGAUCACAGAAAUAGAUUUCUUUGCAGUCUACGAUUGAUACAUUUAAGAAUUAAAAUUGCGAAUGAGCUUGAGGUCAACAAAAUGGCAGUUGGUUUGAAUGUGUGAGAAGACAUAAAGGCCGGCCGGAGCACAGUAAAACUUGUUUGUGUCAAACGUGCUUAAAUUUGAAUACAGCAGAUGAUAUUCUCCCAUACUCCUUAUGUCUUUAAUUUUAAAUUACUCAAGAUCUGCAACUUUACCAUAUACAUGUAUUAUUCAAAUACAUUACUGUGAAAUUAUGCCGCAAUAACAUUUGCUCUGGAUCCUGUACAGUGUUCAGUUGAAGACCUUAAUGUAACACAAGGACUGUGUGGUCUUCAAUCUGAUAUUGUAUCAUUAUCACUUGUAUUCUAUGUGCUGUUUAUAACCAAUGUAUAUAUUACCUAUAUUGCAGAUUGUAUCUAAUAAGAACUUUGUUAUUGGAGUUACCCCCCUUUCCCGACCCAUUCCAUACUUUGUAAAAUAUCUAAUUGUAUCUCGGUACAUAAUUUGCGGUGAAACUUGUCUAGAAGAAAUAUUAUUAUUUUGUGAUCAUAUUGUUACAUAUAAUUAUCUACACAUUUUAUAUACCUGCAACUUUUCUUUAUACCAAAAGAUGCAGAUUUAAUCACGAUGGAUUAUAUUAUUACAAAAAUCAAAUGAACAUUGAUUAAAUCUACAUGUACAAGAAAUUAAACCGUCAGUCAACAUAAGUACAUAAUUGUAUUGUAUCCAUUGCUAUAUUAGUUAUGUAUAUGUAAUAUACACCAGUUGCACGAGGUCAAGAAAUGUACACUUGGGUUUUUAUUCUCUAUCUUCUUUAUGUUUGCAUUGUCUAAAAGGUUCUACGCCAAAUACGAUACCUACUUCUCAUGAUUAAUUAUUGACAGUUAGCAAAAUUGUAAUUAUCUAUAAUUAUAAUAUCAAUACAAUAUGUCCAUGUAUAUACCACCAAGGGUGAGGACUUAUAGGUUUUAAGCCUGUUGUCUAAUCCUUUUGACAUUGUAAUAUUCUUUAUGUAAAUAAAAUUUGUU
This is a messenger RNA of Mizuhopecten yessoensis (Yesso scallop), 4409 nucleotides long. RefSeq lists its product as uncharacterized. Bases 433 to 2478 code for a protein of 681 amino acids. The transcript is spliced from 2 exons. Lineage: Eukaryota; Metazoa; Mollusca; Bivalvia; Pectinida; Pectinidae. The record is from RefSeq and is a predicted model, not a curated record.